Molecule: messenger RNA, 1245 nt
Organism: Aureococcus anophagefferens
Lineage: Eukaryota; Pelagophyceae; Pelagomonadales; Pelagomonadaceae
Exons: 2
Source: RefSeq, a predicted model, not a curated record
AUGGCGGCGCGGCGCAUCUCCAAGUCGUCGUCGGUGGGCGAGGAGCUCGACGAGAUCGAGUUCGAGGUCUGCAGCGCCGCCGUCGUCGCGGACCUCCCGAGCGCCCUGCCGGCGAAGCAGCCGUCGUCGCUGCGGCGCGCGCCGCCGGCGCUCGAGACGCGGGACCUCGUCGCCGCGGAGACGAACGAGAUCAGCUCGCCGCGCGCGGCGCCGUCGCCGACGGCGCGGCGCCGGAGCCCGCAGCUCGCGGCCGCGCCCGCGGCCCGGCGGCCGCCGUCGCCGCCGCGGCCGCCCGGCGCGCCGCCGACGAACGCCGGGCACAAGAUCUUCGGCGCGCUCUCCGGCGACGCGGCGCUGACCGUCUUCCUGCGCUGCUUCUCCGCGCGCGACUGGCGGUCGCUCGGCAACUUUGGGCUGAGCGCGUUCGGGUUCCGGAGCUUCACGUCCUUCGCCGUGGGCAUGCGCGAGCGCCUCGAGCUCUGCCAGGAGAUGGAGCGCAACAUCCGGAGCCGCGCGGCCCGCGAGGGCCACGCGUCGAGCCCCCUACUCGAGCUCGUCGAGCCCGAGCGCGCGCCGGGGCACGCGCGCGGCUGGCUCACGAUCGUCGGCGAGGUGCCCGAGGACAAGCUCAUCAAGUGCGUCGCCCUCGUCAUCGCGCGCAUCAUCUCCGCGGCGAGGGACGCGACGGAGGCGGCGGCGCCCAUCCUAUCGAAGACGGCGGACGCCGUGCGCCAGCGCCUCUUCUGCGAGCCGCUGACGGCGCCCGUGCCGGGCGAGCCCUGGCCGCGCGAGCCCGCGAGCCCGACGUCCACCGUCGCCGACGACGACGGCGGCGGCGACGACCCGGGCGACGACGACGACGGCCGGGGGCUCGCGGUGCUCGAGGCGCGCCACUCGAUGCCCGCGGACGAGCUCCGGGCGACGGGCGCCGAGGGCCAGUUCCAGAGCGGCACCUGGGCCGGCGACCGCCGCAACUUCAAGCUGCUCUACACGCUCAUCCGCAAGAACCUGGAGGUGCUCUCGUACACGACGCGCGUGACGUCGCACGGCCUCAUGCUCGCCGUCGUCAUCCUCGACCGCUUCCUGUCGAAGAUGCGGGGCACCAUCGAGCUCGACCUGAGCAACGUGCGGCCCCUGCUCGCCGCGGCGAUGAUUUUGGCGGUCAAGGUGCUGCGCGACAACCGCGCGAACGUCAACGGCGAGCUCGCGGCGACGUGCGCGGGCGUGCUCGGCGUCAGCGCCAAG